UGGCCGCCACCUCCAGCUGUCUCCUUGCCUCGCACCAGGUCUUACCCUUCCAGUAUGUUCCUUCUGAUGAGACAAUUUCCAGUGCCGAGAGUUUCAGUACAAUGUGGAAAUGGAUUCUGACACAUUGUGCCUCAGCCUUUCCCCACCUGUCCGGCUGCUGCUGCUGCUUCUUGUUGCUCUUCUUGGUGUCUUCCGUCCCUGUCACCUGCCAAGCCCUCGAUCAGGACAUGGUGUCACCAGGGGCCACCAACUCCUCUUCUUCCUCCUCGUCCUCGUCCGUCUCCUUGCCUUCCAGUGCGGGGAGGCAUGUGCGGAGCUACAAUCACCUCCAAGGAGAUGUCCGCUGGAGAAAGCUAUUCUCUUUCACCAAGUACUUUCUCAAGAUUGAGAACGGGAAGGUCAGCGGUACCAAGAAGGAGAACUGCCCGUACAGUAUCCUGGAGAUAACUUCAGUGGAAAUCGGAGUUGUUGCUGUGAAAGCUAUUAACAGCAACUAUUAUUUAGCCAUGAACAAGAAGGGGAAACUCUAUGGCUCGAAAGAAUUUAAUAAUGACUGUAAGCUGAAGGAGAGGAUAGAGGAAAACGGAUACAAUACCUAUGCAUCUUUUAACUGGCAGCACAAUGGGAGGCAAAUGUAUGUGGCAUUGAAUGGAAAAGGAGCUCCUAGAAGAGGACAGAAAACACGAAGGAAAAACACCUCAGCUCAUUUUCUUCCAAUGGUGGUACACUCAUAGAAGAAGGCAGUGUUUGCAGAUGCAGUAUAACCAAAGGCUCUUUAUGAGGCAUAGUUGGUAUUCUUUAUGAAGACAGUACUUCACAAGGCAAAGACACACUGCAAAUGUCUGCUUGCUUGAAAGAAAGGAGGCCUUUGAAGGUUUUUGUACUCUCUACUGACAUAUGAUGUUCUCUUAAUUAGUUCUGUGUCCUGCCUUGUGAUCACAAU
Budorcas taxicolor (takin) is the source of this 943-nucleotide messenger RNA. It is a transcript of the gene FGF10, whose product is annotated as fibroblast growth factor 10. The coding region runs from base 102 to 734 and encodes 210 amino acids. The transcript is spliced from 3 exons. NCBI's taxonomy places the organism in Eukaryota, Metazoa, Chordata, Mammalia, Artiodactyla, Bovidae. The record is from RefSeq and is a predicted model, not a curated record. Gene Ontology annotation, molecular function: chemoattractant activity; growth factor activity; type 2 fibroblast growth factor receptor binding. Gene Ontology annotation, biological process: limb development; positive regulation of canonical Wnt signaling pathway; wound healing. Gene Ontology annotation, cellular component: cytoplasm.